Messenger RNA from Entamoeba invadens IP1, 741 nucleotides. RefSeq lists its product as hypothetical. The coding region runs from base 1 to 741 and encodes 246 amino acids. Gene Ontology annotation, biological process: mRNA splicing, via spliceosome. Lineage: Eukaryota; Evosea; Mastigamoebida; Endamoebidae. The transcript has a single exon. The record is from RefSeq and is a predicted model, not a curated record. Gene Ontology annotation, cellular component: nucleus; spliceosomal complex.
AUGUCGCGCCUCUUCAAACUGAAAAAGGGACCUGCUGGGAAGGAAAAAUUGAUACCGAAAAUCACUGAAUUUGAAGAACAGUUGAGAGUUGCACAGAAUGACCCAAUGUAUGGAAGAAGACGGAAUGAGACGACGUGGGAUGUCAUCAAGAACAACUACGAAAGAAGCAAAUUUGUAUAUGAGCAAUACACACAACAAGAGAUCAGUAAAGAGCUCUACGAUUAUUGUGUUAAGAAUGAUAUCAUCGAUGGGAUGCUCAUUGCUAAAUGGAAGAAACCCGGGUUUGGGCAUUUAUGUUGUUUGAAGUGCUUAAGACCAAAACAGGGGAGCAACAGCGUCUGCAUUUGUAGAGUCCCAGAAGACGAAAGAGACAACGACAAUUAUGUGAGAUGUGCGAACUGUGGGUGCACUGGAUGUGCGAGCAAAUCGAAGUGUAAAGACGAAGACAAUGAUGUUGAAAAUACUGAAAAUGAAAAGGAAGGGUGUUGUGGUGACACAAAGAUGGAAGAAGUUAUUCCAACAGAAGAAGUAGUGAAGGAAGUUGAGCACAAAAAGGAAGAAGAACUUAAAGAACUGAAAAGGGAUGAACUUGACAAAAAGGAUGUCGAAGAGUUACAAAAAGAGGUUCAGCAAGAAACCGAAAAGUUGGAAAAGGUCGACAACCAAAAGGAACAGCCUGCAAAUGACCAAGAAGAGGAAAUUGCUGUUCAAACAAACUUCAAAAAGUUUGGGAAGAAGUGA